UAGGAGUCGGCGGCUGGGCUCUGCAGCGCAGCCAGCGCAGCGCUGCGCCCAGGUCCCGGCCCCAUGCCCGAAGCUCCGCCGGACCGCCCUUGAGCGCGGGCGCUGCGCCCGCGCCCCCGCCCGCCGGCACCAUUGCCCCGACGGCGCGGCCGGGUGGCCCGGCUCUCCCCAGGCUCCGCGCGGGCAGGAAGACACUGCUGGCGGCCGCCGCGGGCGUGGUGAUGCUGCUAGUGCUGGUGGUGCUGAUCCCCGUGCUGGUAAGCUCGGGCGGCCCGGACGGCCACUAUGAGAUGCUGGGAACCUGCCGCAUGGUGUGCGACCCCUACCCCGCGCGGGGCCCCGGCGCCGGCGCGCGGCCCGACGGCGGCGACGCCCUGAGUGAGCAGAGCGGCGCGCCCCCGCCCUCCACGCUGGUGCAGGGCCCCCAGGGGAAGACGGGCCGCACUGGCAAACCGGGUCCCCCCGGGCCUCCUGGGGACCCGGGUCCUCCGGGUCCUGUAGGGCCGCCCGGGGAAAAGGGUGAGCCAGGAAAGCCGGGCCUUCCCGGGCUGCCAGGCGCAGGGGGCAGCGGCGCCAUCAGCACGGCCACCUACACCACGGUGCCACGCGUGGCCUUCUACGCUGGCCUCAAGAACCCUCACGAGGGUUACGAGGUGCUCAAGUUUGAUGACGUGGUCACUAACCUGGGCAACAACUACGAUGCGGCCAGCGGCAAGUUUACGUGCAACAUUCCUGGCACCUACUUUUUCACCUACCACGUCCUCAUGCGUGGCGGCGACGGCACCAGUAUGUGGGCGGACCUCUGCAAGAACGGCCAGGUGCGGGCCAGCGCCAUUGCUCAGGAUGCAGACCAGAACUACGACUAUGCCAGCAACAGCGUGAUCCUGCACCUGGAUGCGGGCGAUGAGGUCUUCAUCAAGCUUGAUGGAGGCAAAGCGCAUGGCGGCAACAGCAACAAAUACAGCACUUUCUCCGGCUUCAUCAUCUACUCCGACUGA
Castor canadensis (American beaver) is the source of this 998-nucleotide messenger RNA. It is a transcript of the gene C1ql1, whose product is annotated as complement C1q like 1. Gene Ontology annotation, molecular function: protein binding. The record is from RefSeq and is a predicted model, not a curated record. NCBI's taxonomy places the organism in Eukaryota, Metazoa, Chordata, Mammalia, Rodentia, Castoridae.